Labeo rohita (rohu) is the source of this 3548-nucleotide messenger RNA. RefSeq names its product saccharopine dehydrogenase b (gene sccpdhb). The transcript has 13 exons. Gene Ontology annotation, cellular component: plasma membrane; lipid droplet; mitochondrion. The record is from RefSeq and is a predicted model, not a curated record. Bases 205 to 1494 code for a protein of 429 amino acids. NCBI's taxonomy places the organism in Eukaryota, Metazoa, Chordata, Actinopteri, Cypriniformes, Cyprinidae. Gene Ontology annotation, biological process: glycolipid biosynthetic process.
UACUUCAAUGUGUGACCGUUUGCAAUUUUCACCCACAAACAGUUGGAUUUGUAUAUGAGCUACACUUAUCAGAAACACAAUCUGAUCCACUAAACGUCUGUAUUUUGCACUGAUACUGUAACCAGUGACAGCAGAGGAGCAGCAGCGGUCGCUCUGACCUCGUCUGUGUGUUUGCCUCACAAGCGGAUCACAGAGUCACACACAAUGGCGACGCUCACGACGUCAAGCAAACGACCGUACCAUAUCAUAGUGUUCGGAGCGACAGGUUUUACCGGUCAGCUUGUAGUGGAGGAGGUUGCACGGACGUGUACCGAGGGUCCAGGAGGGACGUUACAGUGGGCUGUAGCCGGACGAAACCGCGACCGACUGGAAAAAACACUCAUUCAGGCAGCUGACGCUCUGUGUAAACCAGAGCUGAAGUGUGUAGAGGUUAUUGUAGCAGAUGUAGCCGAGCCAGAGUCGUUGGCCAUCAUGUGCAAACAAGGCGUCAUUGUGCUCAACUGCGUGGGACCAUACAGAUUCUAUGGAGAGCCUGUGGUGAAGGCCUGCAUAGAGAAUGGCGCCCACUGCAUCGACAUCUGUGGAGAACCACAGUUUUUAGAGGGGAUACAGCUGAACUACCACAGUAAAGCUCAGGAGAAUGGUGUGUAUAUCAUUGGAAGCUGUGGGUUUGAUUCAAUACCAGCAGAUAUGGGCAUCCUUUAUACACAGGAUCGCUUCAAAGGAACGCUCACUGCUGUGGAGAGCUUUUUAACCGUCAACACGGGACCUGAGGGAGGAUGUGGCCAUGAUGCAACGUGGCAGUCGGCCAUCUUUGGCUUUGCUGACAGUGCCAGUCUCAGAAGAAUAAGGAAGAAGUUUGGGCACAAACCUCUGCCGGUUGUCGGCACUAGAAUUAAAAAGAGGGGAGCUUUGUUCUUCAGUAAGGAGAUUGAGCAGUAUGUCAUUCCCUUCAUGGGUUCAGAUCCAUCCGUGGUGCGACGGACUCAGCGCUAUAUGCACGAAGAACAUAAACACAGCCCUGUUCAGUACAUGGCAUAUGUAGGUAUCGGUGGUCUCUUCUCCAUGCUGAAGACCCUCUUUGCAGGUGUGCUCUUCUGGUUCAUGGUCAAAUUUAGUUUCGGCAGGGGAUUGCUUACUCAGUUUCCAGAAUUUUUCUCAUUUGGUGUUUUCUCCAAGACCGGACCAACAAGAAAGCAGAUGGAUGGAACAUCUUUCUGCCUGAAGUUUAUGGGGGAGGGCUACACAACCGGUCAGGACCCCUCUCAGGGCAAGCCAAAUGCCACAAUCAGCACUGAAAUAACAGGACCAGAGCCAGGAUACAUCGCAACACCAAUUACCAUGGUGCAGGCAGCUAUUACGCUGCUUAACGAACCUCACUGUCUCCCUAACAACGGUGGCGUGUACACUCCAGGGUCAGCGUUUGCAAGAACCACCCUAAUCGACCGUCUGAACAAACAUGGAAUCCAUUUCUCACUGAAGAACAUACAAUAGACAUAAAUACUCAGAGUAAACAAAACGACAACAACAGAACCAAAGGCACCCGUGAUCUGAGUCUGUGCGGUUCAUGAUGCUGCACAAGCACACAAAUACAGAAAGCAAAAGAAUCUCCCAAGAUCAUGUCUUUUGGACAUAAACACUUUGAAAUAUACUGUUUACAAUGCCAGGAUAUCGCCACUUCAAAAAUGAAAGGUAAGCUAACCUGUUAGUGGAAAAUCUAGAGAGAGAAUAGAGAGUUUGCACUUACACCAUGGUUUGGUCAGUUACCUGGAUGCGUGGCCAUAUUGGAGAUACUCGGAUGUAAACAACAGCAUGGAUUGGACGAUUAAUGUACUACUGAAUAUGUUGUUCUGCUAAUUUAUGCUGUCUAAACCACGUGAAAAACAUGUGGAAGCUGCUAAAUUGUAUAGAGAAGGGCUUACUAAGCAGGAAACGACAAAAUAUUUUGACAAACUACAGUUAAUUGGUAAAGAUAUGUAUGAGCGGUAUUAAUUAAGAUAUUAGCCUAUCACCUACCUGACCGGAAAUUAUAAGAACACGAAUGUUGUCAAGAUUCGUGCCCUGGAAAUCCUGGUUCAGUCUGGCCAAACACAAACGCAUUUUGUUCCUCAGACAGUUUUUGCACUCUUCUCCUUGAUUUGUUAUAACUGUUGGCAGCCUGUAGUACUUUAAAUGUUUUUCCCGGUCUGACCGAUUAGUACAGCCCAAUACAUGACAAUAAUUGACCAUUUUCAGCAGCAAUAAUCAGCAAAAUAUGCGAGUUUCGUUCGAGUCAGUGGCAUUGUUUAUAUUCACUGCUGCCAAUAUGGCCGAUUGAUGACAUGUCAUAAAAACACUCUAUAAUGCAGAAAACAGAAUGGGUCUACAUUUGUAUAGAAACUUAGCUUAAGUCUGAAGCUAAAUUACAAUAAUUAUACAUGAGUAUUCUCAUGUUUUGUCAUCAAACUUUAAAUUCGCUUCAUUCACACCAUAGUGUUUUAUUGUCAAAUAUCCUCUUUAUCCAUUAGUGAUGUUUCUCUUGAACCCAAAAUUCAAGAUUUGUUUGCAAAAUGACUAUAGUAUGAGUUUGUUUUUAUAUUUAUAACAUACAGUAGAUAUAAUAUCAGCGCAGCUGCCAACAGUUCAGUUCAGCCGCAGCGUCUGCAAUGUUUUGAGCGAAUCGGUUGAGUGAUUCAGUGACUCAUUCUUGCUUAGUUCCUUAAUGAAUCAGCUGUUUUGAAGGAAGUAGUUGAAUGAACGCUUGACGUGAUUUUCCACCACCUACUGGUGGUUUUAAUUUCAUAAUUAGAAGUAUAAUUUAAUUUCGUAUUACUAUUUUCAAAAUAGUUUUAAUGUAUAACUAAGAGACAUUUCUGAGGUAAAAAUAAAUAAGGUUGUGGCAAAAAUAAAAUGUACUUGUUUGGUAUUGUGACUUGACUUGUUUGAGGUAAGCCAGUGACUUGACUCAAUUUACUUGGUUUGUUUGCACUGGGACUUGACUUACUUAAAACUUGGGGCCAGUUGCAUAAACUUAGCCUCUAUGUUAAGACAGUGUCUUAAGUACUAGUCUUACCAACUAGCAGUCCACCAAAGGGUAAUCAGUCUUAUGUUUUGGAUUAAACUUAGACUAAUCUACAUUCUGUAACUGAAUUUAAAACAUUAUGACCAGUCAUAAAGGAAAAAUUAGCUGCCUAACUUUUUAAGACUAGUUUAAUCUCUUUAUGUAACCGGCCCCUGAUGUUAGGGACUUGAGAUUUGCUUGAGACUUCACCAUGUAUGACUUACCCCCUACCUCUAGGCACCAUCAGAUUCACUCAGCUUAGUUCAUCUCUGUUAUGUAAAACUUUUGCAUUGACUUGUGUAGCCAAAAGGAUUGUGACGAGUGUUGUAAGUCAGAAUUUUGUUUGUGAUCCAUUAAAGGUCUCAAAUCUUGAAGUAAAUACUUCGUUUUGGACACUAAAGUCACUUCAAAAUGUUUUGGUGUCAUUGCAUUAAAUGGCUAAAUAUCAAACAAAUUGAUGCUUGGAAAAUUAUGCUAUAACCUUUCUCAGAACUAACAUCACUUUCCU